CCGCCAAGGAGAGGAACUAAACGCACAGCAACUCCUGUUCAAGAGGAAGAAGUUCAUGAGCCUAAACAGAUGAAAAAGAAAGAAAAGGUUGUAGAACCAGAUCUACGAGGUAUUACGACACCAGGUGUUGCGCUCACAGUUGGUCAAGGUGAUGUGGGACAAUUGGGCCUCGGUGAAGAUGUUAUGGAGAAAACCCGACCAGCUGUCAUUCCGGGGCACAAUGACAUAGUGGCAAUAGCCGCUGGAGGUAUGCACAACGUCUGUCUGACCAAGUCCGGCAAGGUACUGACCUUCGGGUGCAAUGACGAAGGAGCACUGGGACGCGAUACUUCAGUAGAGGGCUCAGAGACUACUCCUGGAUCGGUGGAGUUGGAUGGUACUGUUGUUCAAGUGACUGCAGGUGACUCCCACAGCGCUGCCUUAUUAGAUGAUGGACGAGUGUUUGCCUGGGGAUCUUUUAGGGAUUCACAUGGAGGUAUGGGCUUGACACCUCGAGGCAAAGAGAGUCUACCGAUAGAAGUGUUGCCGACGAUUAAGAUAGUCAAAAUAGCAUCUGGAGCUGAUCAUUUAGUGAUGCUGACAGACCGGGGUCGUGUUUACACUUGUGGAUGCGCUGAGCAAGGACAGCUUGGACGUAUUCCGCCAAGAUCAGUAGACCGACACUCCCGUAAUGCCUUGUUACAUAUACUUACUCCAGGGCUAGUGGGUUUUAAAGUUUCCCGUAAUUUGGUGUUCGAUGACAUCUGGGCUGGCCAGUAUUGCACUUUGACGAGAGAUCGCAAGACUGGCGAUAUUUGGGCGUUUGGAUUGAAUAACUAUCACCAAAUAGGUCUUAAAGACACUGUACCAUAUUUCCAGCCUAAUUUAUCAAAAACUUUUAGUAAUAAACAAUGGAAACAUAUCAGCAGUGGUCAGCAUCAUACAAUAGCUCUCGAUGAUCUUGGUUGUGUUUAUGUUUUGGGACGGAAAGAAUACGGUCGACUUGGUCUAGGUCCUAAUUGUAAUGAUGCCACAGAAUUGACUAAAGUUGAAAGCUUAGAAAAGAAAAAAGUUAUUGAUGUUGCUGCUGGUAGUGCGCAAUCUUUUGCUGUUACUGAUUCUGGAGAAUUAUAUGCUUGGGGUAUGGGAACAAGCGGCCAACUGGGUACUGGUGAAGAAGAAGAUGUCGACACUCCGGUGCUAAUAAAAAGCAAACAAUUAGAAGGCAAAAAUGUUGUACGAGUUGCAGGCGGAGGGCAACACACAAUAAUCCUCGCUCAAACUCAUCCUUCGAAGGCAAAAACUGCUGGUUAA
This is a messenger RNA of Cotesia congregata, 1293 nucleotides long. The record is from the annotation of a GenBank genome assembly. NCBI's taxonomy places the organism in Eukaryota, Metazoa, Arthropoda, Insecta, Hymenoptera, Braconidae.